Aspergillus ibericus CBS 121593 is the source of this 717-nucleotide messenger RNA. Its product is annotated as phosphatidylglycerophosphatase. The transcript is spliced from 2 exons. NCBI's taxonomy places the organism in Eukaryota, Fungi, Ascomycota, Eurotiomycetes, Eurotiales, Aspergillaceae. The coding region runs from base 1 to 717 and encodes 238 amino acids. Gene Ontology annotation, molecular function: phosphatidylglycerophosphatase activity. The record is from RefSeq and is a predicted model, not a curated record.
AUGCAACCCCCCAACAGCAACCUCCGCGCCUUCAAUCUGGCCGUCACAACGCUUCUCAAAUCCCCCUCGCAAUUCCUCCCCCACCUUACCAUCCCUACCAUCGCCCAUUUGCCCGAGAACCUAGGUCCAGCGGUUCAUCCGAAUUCUAGCUCCGAAAAGACCCCCACGAUUCGCGCCCUCGUGCUCGAUAAAGACAAUACGCUUUGUCAUCCGAAAACAACCGCGUUCCCGUCGGAGAUCCUAAAGAAACUCACGGCGCUGCGCACAUCUGCAACUUCGCCGUUCAACAAGGAGAACUCGAUAUUGAUUGUUUCGAAUCGGGCGGGAAGUCACCCGCGGUAUGACGAGGAGGUGCGCGAGUUGGAGGAAACAUUAGGGGACCUGCGCAUUCCCGUGUUCAGGUUGCCUGAAGGAAGCGAGAAGAAGCCAUUCUGUGGGAAUGAGGUGCUGGAGUGGUUCCGUGAGAGAGGGGUGGUGAGUAGGCCGGAUGAGAUUGCUGUGGUCGGGGAUCGAUUAGGGACCGAUGUGUUGAUGGCGGUGGCGAUGGGGUCAUGGAGUGUUUGGUGUCGCGAUGGUGUGACAGAAGAGGGCCGCGACAUGAAUCUCCUCGAGAAGAUGGAGGUCUGGGUUGAGAAAUAUCUCCGUGAGUCGCGGGGCCUAAAGGCGCCACCACCCAAGGGCUGGGAGGGCUACAGCGAUCAUGAUGAGGUGGACUGA